Wyeomyia smithii (pitcher-plant mosquito) is the source of this 4291-nucleotide messenger RNA. RefSeq names its product dynein axonemal assembly factor 6 (gene Dnaaf6). Gene Ontology annotation, molecular function: dynein intermediate chain binding; protein-folding chaperone binding. Lineage: Eukaryota; Metazoa; Arthropoda; Insecta; Diptera; Culicidae. The record is from RefSeq and is a predicted model, not a curated record. Gene Ontology annotation, biological process: axonemal dynein complex assembly. The transcript is spliced from 3 exons. Gene Ontology annotation, cellular component: cytoplasm. The coding region runs from base 3621 to 4232 and encodes 203 amino acids.
ACCGGGGAAGAGAUUUGGUAUAGAUGUUCAUCUUGACUGCAGUGCUUUCGAACAGUCUAGUGAUGUAAAGUGGAGAUAAUCAUAAGCACCGCAUGGACCUAUCUAUGUCGUGCGGAAUUAUUAAAAAUUAUGCUGUUUCUGAUUUUUAUGGUCUCUUUUACAGAAGACAAGCCGAACGGCACGUUACUCGUCUGAUCAAUUUUGGUAUUGCAAAUGUCGAGUCGGCUGGAUUUUGGACGAGUAGCUGUCACCAGCCAAGUUUAAUUCGCGUUCCCUAACAUGUACAAUAUUUUACUCGACUUGUCGGUGACUGCGGGCGAGGCGAGUUUCUCGCCUCGUCUUCGGUAAUAGGGGCCUAUAUACUCCAAUCUGGAAAAGAGAUGCUAUUUCCAGUUGAAAGUAAUGUUCACUUUUAAAACUUGAUAAAUUGUGACUUCAUGGACUGGUUUUCUGAUGAUAGAAAAUAUCAGGUUUGCAAACAUGGUGAUUCUUGUCAACGUGAAAGCAAAUGUAAAAGUAAUUAGCAGGCAAGCAGAAUUUGAGGUAGCUAUGGAUGAAAAAUAUGUGUUCAAGUACUUAGUAUUUGUCAAUAUAUGUCCUUAGUUUUGGGCAUGGUAGCUCCCAAAAAUAACAACAUAAGUUAUUAGAUGGAAAUUCGCUUUUAUUCGCAAUCUGUAAAAUAUGAAUAUUACAGGAAUAAUAUGACUAUUUAAGGAAUAAUUCUAAAACAUCAGCCUAACAGCGACGUGAUUUAUUUUAGUUUUUUUUCUGAUAUACACUUCCGUCAUAUUGAUAUUUAACUAUUUAUAGUAGAGAUAAAUGGUUCUUUUGUUGUUUUCUUUUUUAAAUAAUUUGCUGCACAGUUUGGUUAUCUGAAAGAAAAAUGUACAUACGCAUCCACAUUUUAAAGACGCUUGAAAAAGCUGCUACGUUAAUCAAAUUCAUAUCAUCCAAUUCUGACAUGUGGUGGACUUGCCAGUUACUUAUCAUAAAAUCCAGACUUGGAAAGUAGUAAUCAUAUUAGUAAAAUCAUACGGCUCGUAAUAUUAAAUCAUUUGUUGAAAUUGCAUUGCAAGGAAAGAUUACACGCGGUGCUUUCCAUGCACUUGCUAAUACGUUUUGCGAACAAACUUUAAAAGGCAGGUAAGAACGACUGGUGGAUUAAUAACGAUGUGUCCGCCUAACAGAUGCUCGAAGCUUAUUGGACGGCUGUACAGAUUCCAUUCAAUCAAACCUAAUUAAACAAGGUAGCAUAACUUACUGACUAACACAUGAAACUACAGGUGACGAACGUUAUGAUGAGUUUUAAAAAUAAAAUGGAAGACUUAGCUUCAAAAGCUCUAGAAAUGUUUUGAUAUUAUUAAGAGGUAGUUUUUAUGAUGAGAAUUCGCAUUUAUAACAUCUGAUAAAGACAAACGUUUUAGUUUUGGAUUCAGUUUCUUUCGUGAGAGAUUGUUUUGCAGGUUUUUUUAACAGUGUAUGUUUUUUUUGUUCAGACAUAAUUAAAUGCAUGUUUGUGAAUCGAUUUUUGUAAUGUUAAUUUCCGGUUGUAAUAAUAGGUAAAUGGUAGUGUGGUGCCGUAAUUGUGUGUCCAAGCUGUUGUAGAAACACAGCGCUUCGGUUUUGUAUAUGCUACAUAGAUAGACUAUGGAGGGAGUGGUAAUGGAAUCAAAAUAUGUCAAAGGUGGCAUAAAGAUUUCGUUGAUCUAUAGAAUAAACCCGCUAAAAUUUUAAUUUUAGUAAAUGAAGGAAAAUACCGAUGGAAACAGGCUGAAAAAGGAAGGAAGGAUGGAAGUGUAUAUGUUUUCUUUAAUGCUGCAUCGUGAAAAUCAUCUACGAAGUGUGGUUGGGCUUGGGAGACCCAAUGUUUCACAGACUAAUAUCUCCUGCUUGAGUUUGUUGACUCCCUAUGAUGAAAAUGCAGUUCUGAUCACUAGAGUAGUUGUAAAUCAAUCUCUGCCAACAUUGGAAUGUUCUUAACGGUAUCUUCAUUCAUACGAGGAUUUUAUUUGAUAGCAAAAAUUAGUCUACGAAAAAAAAAACAAAUGAAAGAAACAAACACUAAAAGUGUGUGCAGUAGGUAUUGUACAAGCAGCAGCGGAUUUAUGCGUCAAAAAAGGAGAAAAGUGUGCAAACAUUUUUGUUGAAGUUAUAAAUUAACUCUAAAAGAAAAACGACUUUUUAUUAGCAUACAUGUAAAUACGAUGAUGGCAAUGUGAUUAUGGCAGUGCGUUUCAAUUGAGGUUAGUGAACGUAAAUGAGUGAACUUUUUAUUUAUAUUUAUGAUUUUUAAUUGAUGCAAUGGUCUUUUUUCCGAAAAAAUUGGUUGCCUUACUUCAGCACCUACUUACGAUUGUUUCAAAAUUUUAGUAUGGUGUUAACAAAUGCUUACAGAAUAUUGUUGCAUUCAUUGUGAAAAGAGGUUGUCACACAGUUUACACGUCGUACUUUUAAGGUAUCACAGUUGAAAAUUGGUAUCGUAUAUUCGUAGUAAACCUGCUUGGUGAACAUUUUUAAUUAUUUUUCCUAAAUGUGGUUGAAUACUAUUCACAUUCACAUGUCGAAAUGUUAUGAUUUUUCAUAUCGUUUACAUCGAACUCAAUUCAUUACUAUACCGAUUGAAGCGUUUGCCGCCGAAGUGGUGUAUGAAUUUCCAAACGAGAUAGGAAUAGACAGAAUGUUGAUUGUAAUUAAUAAAACUAAGCAAAACGAAAGGGAUAGUCUAAUAAAAUGAAAACUGUAUUUAUAUAUUAUAAAAAAUCUAACAAAUAAAAAUAAAUUGACAAUUUAAUACAAGUAGGUACAAUUCUCUACGUGAUAAUCAAAAGGAUCGAAGAUCGAGAUCAUAGUUGGCUCGAUUACGGUAUUUUGACUCAUCGGCGAUAAAAUUUCAGAUCAAUAUUCUUAGCAUCGUAUCGGACUGACAAUUACUACUAAAGAAUUCGAAGAACGACUGCCGUACUUCUAACUUUUGUCAUUGAUUACAAAAAAUUAAAGUUGCUUCGUAAUUUACUAUGUUAUUUCCAGUUACUUUAUUGCGUAUUGCUUAUCUUUCUUAUGUUUAUUUAACAAAUUCAUAGGAUGGAAAGCAUGAUUUUCUAACGAUAUCUAGCAGGGUACCGGAAACCUAGAAAACCCUGCCAAAUCAAGAAAUGCCAAGGAAUAUCAGGGAAAACUGAAAAACAAUCAGGGAAAUUUUUUUUAGCACAGACGUGAUUCUUUUUAAAAUGGCUCUUCAGGGCCAAAACGGAUUUUUAAAAGCUAAUGCGGUACCUUUACUGUUUGAUUUCAUAUACGAUCGAACACUUUUUCCACUUGCAUUUUAGAGUUGCAUCCAUCUACGUUGCGUGUGCUGAACGCCGAAAAAUAUCAGGGAAAUAAUGUUAUAUUUCAAAGAAUACCAGAAAUUUAAUUGUGAAAACUUUUCGCCACCCUGUCUGAAGAUUUUAUUAGAUUUUGAGAAAAAUCAUGUGCCAACAAUGAAUACCUAGUGAUUAAUCGAUAGAGAGAAAAAUUUCAAAUCAAAAGAUUUUAAUUCACGUUCAUAGUUUCUCGCAGACUUAAAGUUUUGUGGUAUUUAAUGCUGUUAUCGCAUCGAGAUCUAUAACAAUCGAGCAACAAUGUCGCUUUUAGGAGCUGAAAACAUUAAACUGUUGAAAAAACUGUUCAUAUCACCUAAUGCGGACAGCGACUCGGAAGAUGAUUCGCCCAAGGAAAACGUUAAACAUAUGGGUCCUGGGGACAUUGGAUCUGCCAAAACUUCGAAACGAUCAGAUGGAAACACCGAGAACUUGGUGGAACGAAACACAUACAAGCCAUUAGACGUUGAAACGUAUCAACCUAAAACCCUAGAAGAAUGGGAACACCAGCAAGAGCAGGAAGGUGAUGCACUGCUGGAAUCACGUCCUAGUCCAGAUUAUAGAAUUUCCUACAAACAAACUGUUUGCACCGAAGACCUGUAUCUACAGAUGAACGGCAAAACUCCGAGUACGGCGAGCUGUGAGAGCAUGGUUGUUGAGAUCUUUUUAGCAGGUGAAACAGUUGGCAUCCAACACAUUGACCUUUCAGUUCAAGAGCAGUGUGUUGUGGUAAAAUCGCCCAAAUACUUCCUAAAGCUCCAAUUGCCACACAGAGUUAACCCUGAUAAGGGUAACGCCGCUUGGUUUUUGGAAGACAAAACUCUCAAAUUGACACUCAAAAUGGAACGAGAUCUAGAUUUUGUCAACUUUUGAACGCCAUUAAUUCACGUUUAAGCUGUCUUUAAUAUGUAUUUAAAUAAAACUCGAAAUGC